This is a messenger RNA of Neolamprologus brichardi, 2759 nucleotides long. The record is from RefSeq and is a predicted model, not a curated record. Lineage: Eukaryota; Metazoa; Chordata; Actinopteri; Cichliformes; Cichlidae.
GUUUUUUCUGUUUAUAGACCUCCCCUGCACAGUACCCAACGUACCCGACGAACGAUAUAUCCAAGCAGGACGUGGACCAACUGGUCCUGAAGGUGCUCGAAGUCCAGGAGAUCCGAAAAAAGAUGCACCAGAUACAAGAGGAGCUUAACUGGGAGAGGCAAAACUUUGAGAGUGCACACACACAGGGGUCGUUCCAGCAGAAUGGACUGGAUUCUGCAAAUGUAGAAAUCAAGAAACUUCAGACUCACAUCCAACAGCUGGAGUACAAUAUACAAGCAAUGGCCACGAAACGUUCACAGCUGCUGAAGGAGUCUAUGGAGCUGCUGGGCAUCUGCCAGAACCGAUUUCUUAACAGGCUGAACGAGUGGAGGUGGGAGCAGCGCAAAGCAGCCAUAGGAUUUCCUUUUGAUGACAACCUCAGCCCCCUGCAGACCUGGGCUGAGCAGCUUCUUGGGAUGAAUGGAAACCUGAGACAAGAGCUGAUGCUGACUGGGGAACUGACCUCGGAGCUCCAGGAAGGGCUGUCACAACUUGUGCAGGUUUUAAUUGAAAGCUCGCUUAUAGUGGACAAGCAGCCCCCACAGGUGAUAAAGACACAGUCAAAGUUCUCCACAACUGUGCGAUAUCUGCUGGGAGAGAAGGUAGCUCCUGGGAAGCCUGUGUUGGUGAAGGCGCAGAUCAUUAAUGAAAUACAGGCCAGGAACCUGGCAAAUGUACAUGGUGAUAAUGUUGGUGAACUCAUCAACAAUUCGGCCGUCCUAGAACACAACGCAGCCACCAAGAGCACGUGCUCCAACUUCAGAAACAUGUCCAUCAAGAAAAUCAAGAGAGCAGACAGAAAAGGAUCAGAGUCUGUGACAGAGGAGAAAUUUGCCCUCCUGUUCUCCUCAGAGAUCAACAUCACAGGCUGUGAGACUCCGUACAGGAUACAGGUGAUCUCUCAGCCAGUGGUUGUUAUUGUUCACGGCAGUCAAGACAACAAUGCUGUGGCCACCAUCAUAUGGGACUGUGCAUUUUCUGAGCAAGACAGAAUACCCUUUGUGGUGCCGGACCGCGUGCCGUGGAGGAUGAUGUACAACACUCUCAACAGCAAAUUUACAUCUGAGGUUGGGACGCAGCACAACUUGGACCAGUACAACCAACACUUCUUGGCACAGAAGAUCUUUGAUAAGCCCGACUUUAAUGAGGAUUUCAGCAACAUGAUGGUUUCCUGGGCCCAGUUUAAUAAGGAGGUUCUCCCAGGUCGACCGUUUACCUUCUGGCAGUGGUUUGAGGGAGUAAUGGAGCUGACCAAGAAACACCUGAAGACCUACUGGAGCGAAGGGCUGAUAUUUGGUUUUAUUGGGAAGCAGCAUCUCCACCUGAUUCUCAAAGACAGGCCCAAUGGAACAUUCCUGCUUCGAUUUAGUGACUCGGAAAUUGGAGGCAUCACCAUCGCUUAUGUGUCUGCUACUGAAAAUGGGGGACAAAAAAUCCAAAACAUCCAGCCUUUCACCAAGAGAGAUCUUGAGAUCCGUGGCCUCGGAGACCGCAUCCGCGACAUUGACCACAUAACGUAUCUGUAUCCUGAAUUUUCUAAACAUGAUGUUUUCAGAAAAUUCUACACAGCAGAGCCUACGUUGCCCAUCGGCGGGGGUUACAUCCCUGUGUCUCUCCAACUUAAAGUCGGCAUGGAUGCCCAACGCCCAACUUCCAGUACACCAUCUUCCUUCAACAUGGAUACCAUGCCCUCGCCUCACCCUAGCUUCAAUGUGGAGCCUAUUGCCCCAACACCUAUAGUACAAGGGCCUGAAACCUCACAGAGUAGCUUCUCUAUGCAACAGUUCCAGUCACCGUUCAACUCACCAGACCUCCCUGAUGAAAUAAUAGAUGGUGCAACAACAGCUUCUGGCCUGGAACCCAUGCUACCAGAUUUGAACUUUUUUGAUUAAUCUAGAGUCUUCCUGUGGGCUGAGCAAAGAAGAAGCCAGCUAAAGAUUGAAGCCAGACUUGUGUCAUGUAACAAACGUGCCACCAUUUGAGCCGAUUCUCUUCCUUGACUCUCAACAGCUAAAGUUUGGACUACGACCAGUGAACCUUUUGAGACAAACUUGAUUUGUCUGGGACUCAACAUGUUAAGAAAGUGUUACACGACAGGAGAAAAUCAGUUUAAAUCCAAAGUAAAACUGAGAACAAACCAGAACAAAAAUGCUUUUUUUGCAGCCAUCUGUGCCUUUGUGUGCAUGUCAACAAGAACUUGUAUGUUUCUUGCCUAGUGGCAGAUCUGUUAAUGUCUUUUCUUUUUGCUUUUCUUUUCUCUUCUGUUUUGUAUGUGUGUAUGUGUGUGUGUGUGUGUGUGUCUUUGCUUGUAUUUAGGAAAAGAUUUGGAUUACUGUACAGACUAUAGCAUUUUUCCAACAGUGGCCAUAAGUGUGACAGUGGGUAUAAAAAGGGCAAUGGCUCAUGACAUUGCUGGCCAGUGGACUUUAAGACACCAGGGGACUUUGUUUUAUUAGUGUUUAGAGUAUAUUGCAUGUUGGUCUAUUUUAGUCAUACAUUGUAUGUAACCCUUUGUGUUUUCACUUUUCUCGCAGUAUAUUAUUCAUUCAGUCUCUGCAUAUAAUGCAUGGUAAAUACUCAUUAAGGAAUAAACACCUUUUCUGGCAGUGGUGACUGUGAGACUGUCACAACAUGUCAGAAGUUAUGAGGGGUGACGGGCAAAGUUUAUAUUAGAUCUACUGUAUGUUGAAUUAAAAAUUCAAUUUUGUGUUUUCUGUUCU